Molecule: messenger RNA, 1613 nt
Organism: Dendrobium catenatum
Lineage: Eukaryota; Viridiplantae; Streptophyta; Magnoliopsida; Asparagales; Orchidaceae
Product: probable protein phosphatase 2C 34
Exons: 5
Coding region: 294-1394 (366 amino acids)
Biological process (GO): protein dephosphorylation
Molecular function (GO): protein serine/threonine phosphatase activity
Source: RefSeq, a predicted model, not a curated record
GAUGAAUGGAUUCGAUCGAACAUUAUGCUUCGUUGGCAACUAUGGCUACUACGGCGGACUCCGUCGCGAGCCGCGAGGGAGUAGGUCCAGGCGAAGGAAAUCCGAUUUGUAUGGCGGAGAUAGUAUUUUUUCUUCACUUCUCAGCCUCAUAGUUGCUUCACUCCGAACCAAGUGCUUCUGCUGGCUGCUGGUUCUUCUUCUUCUUGUUCUUUCUCUUUUUCCCCGAGGUGAAGCUGAGAUGGAGUGGGUAGAUUUGUAGUGUUUGUUUUGGAUUGCUUUGAGGAGUUGGAGUAAUGAAGCAUCUAUUUUCGUUGAUAAAUGGGUGGGCAAAGGGUCUGUAUUUGAGCAGAGGGUGGGGGGAGGCGGUGGAGGAGGGAAGAGAAGUGGCGGAUGAGCUGUUGAUGGAGGCAAGGAGGAAUAAUAUGAUACUGAAGAAUUCGGGAACGGUUUGUGGAGAAGGAUCGAAUUGCUUCGCGGCGGCUUGCUCGCAGAGAGGGGAGAAAGGGGUCAAUCAGGAUUGUUCUAUUGUUUGUGAGGAAUUUGGAUCCCAAGAAGACAUGAUAUUCUGUGGGAUAUUUGAUGGUCAUGGUUCUUGGGGACACUACGUGGCUAGAAAGGUCCGGAAAUCCCUUCCUGCUUCUCUGCUAUGCAACUGGCAGAAAGCUCUUGCUUUGACCUCCCUUGACGGUAAUAGUACAAGCAUCUGCCAUUCCGAAAUAUGGAAGGAGUCAUUUCUAAGAUCUUGUGCAGCCAUAGAUAAGGAGCUCAAGGAAAAUCCCAAGCUAGAUUCCUUCAAUAGUGGCACCACUGCUCUGUCUAUUGUUAAACAGGGCCAACUAUUGGUUAUAGCUAAUGUUGGGGAUUCCCGUGCUAUUAUGGCAACCAGAGCUGAUGAUGGUCGCUUAGUUCCUGUCCAACUUACCGUUGAUUUCAAACCUAAUUUACCACAGGAAGCUGAACGAAUAACUCACUGCAAUGGUCGUGUGUUUUGCCUGCGAGAUGAACCUGGUGUGCAUAGGGUAUGGCUACCCAAUGUAGAAAUGCCUGGGCUAGCAAUGUCAAGGGCUUUUGGAGACUAUUGCGUCAAAAACUUUGGGGUCAUCUCUGUUCCUGAAAUCACUCAAAGGCUUAUAUCUGGAAGAGAUCAGUUUAUUGUACUUGCUACGGAUGGUGUUUGGGAUGUAAUCUCCAAUCAAGAGGCUGUAGAUAUUGUUUCCUCAACCAAAGAUCGAAGAAAAUCAGCCCGACGGCUCGUCAAAUGUGCAGUUCAUGCAUGGAAGCGUAAGAGGCCAGCCAUCGCACUUGACGACUGCUCUGCAGUAUGCCUCUUCUUCCAUUCCUCCCAUCCUGAGCCUAUCUAUUCUACCAUUCCUCCAAGUUCUAGAAAGGCAUAGCAAAGAUCAGAGGUACUUCAUUCAUGUUCUUCUCUGUAUGCUUCCUCCUUCAUCCUGACAUGAAUCCUCCCAGUGUUAAAUCUUUAUCCUGUUGUGAUAAAGCAGAGGAUUAAUGUUCUUUUUUGAUGUUCCAUAAUAAUUUUCAAUAAUUGCUGAUAGUUCUAUGUAGUGGUUACAGAAUCUCCUUUUCCAUUUUGCUUAGUGGCUCUUUACAAUAAA